AUGGCGACAAAAGGUGCAACAAAAUUCCGACUGUCAAACUUAAAGGCUAUGCUGAAAAAGAACCCGUCAGAAAGGGCAGAACUUUCCCUAACCAGUCGCAACUUGAGGCAAAUUCCACACGAUGUCUUCACUUUGGACGGGGUGGAAAUUUUACUUGUAAACUCCAACCAACUGGAGAGGAUCCCUCCCAACAUCGCUCACAUGAGCCAGCUACAAGUUCUAGAUGCUUCCAGAAAUAACAUAACACUGGUUAGUGAAAACAUCGCACAGUGCGCCAGGCUACAGGAGUUAAACCUCUCCUACAACAGGCUGUCGGAUCUCCCACGGGAGCUUUCCAGACUCAGAAAAUUUUGCAAGUUGUACUUGAAGGGAAAUGAGAUCACCAGUAUCCCGCCUGUGGUGCCGACGUUGACUCCUUUGACGCAUCUGGACUUGGCCGCAAACCGCCUCAGCAUCUUACCUACUAGCUUCAAGAAUCUGAAAAGACUGAAAGUUCUUGAUCUCAGCAGUAAUAAUUUUGAGCAGAUCCCAGCACCAGUUGUAGGAAUGAACAGUCUGGAGAGAUUGGAUAUGGGGUUCAACAAGAUCGGCCAAUAUUUGAGCAAGCUGGACAGCAUCGAAGAGAUCGACGUCAGUGACUGCUCCUUGAAAGUUCUCAAUCCAAAAGUGGGAGCCAUGAAGGGACUGAGGAGUUUGCGGUUGGCCAGGAACGGACUACGGGUCCUGCCCGACGAAAUCUGCUCGUUGGAGAACCUUCAGACUCUCGACGUGGAACAGAACAAACUGGAGCAGCUCCCCGUUCCAUGUACAUGUUACGGGAACUACAGAGUAAGCACAAGGUUGGGGAGACCAAGAACGGACUGA
Branchiostoma belcheri (Belcher's lancelet) is the source of this 864-nucleotide messenger RNA. Its product is annotated as leucine-rich repeat protein SHOC-2-like. The transcript is spliced from 2 exons. Gene Ontology annotation, molecular function: protein binding. Bases 1 to 864 code for a protein of 287 amino acids. Lineage: Eukaryota; Metazoa; Chordata; Leptocardii; Amphioxiformes; Branchiostomatidae. The record is from RefSeq and is a predicted model, not a curated record.